Molecule: messenger RNA, 578 nt
Organism: Dalotia coriaria
Lineage: Eukaryota; Metazoa; Arthropoda; Insecta; Coleoptera; Staphylinidae
Exons: 2
Coding region: 118-510 (130 amino acids)
Source: RefSeq, a predicted model, not a curated record
AAUGCAGUCAUACCAUUUUUCGCAUUCAAUAUUGAUAGCGGAUGGUAUAAAAGCCGAAAGAAAAUCCACACUUUUCAAUUUACUUUCUCGUCGCAGAAUAAGUAACAAUACAUCAACAUGUUCAACAAGUUCUUCUUAGUUGCCUUCCUGGCUGCCUGCACUUAUGUUGCUGCCGAAGAAUGCGAUUACUACGCAGAGAUGCAAUGGUUGACCGAACAUCGCGACAACGAAGGCGGUAUUCAAACUUGCAUCGACAACAGCGAUAAGAAAGAUGACGUUGAAUUGACUUCCACCAACAAUGAAAUGGUGACAUUGGCCACAGCCAUUGACAACAAAUGGGAUGCUGAAUGUCGCGACACUCCUUGUUCCGCUGAUGUUGCAAAGGGCUUGUACGAAGAAUCAAAGAAAGUUAAUGAAGAACUUAAGAAAAUGCAGGCUAUUCUUCCGGAAUGUGACAGCAUCAAGAAAAUCAUCGACCAAAUCGAUGCAGCUGAAAAAUUAUGCGGUUAAUUUGCUUUCUUCUUCAAUUGUUCUUAUCACAUACGAUAAAUAAUAAUAAACAAUUAUUCUCGCAUGAA